Messenger RNA from Diorhabda sublineata, 2198 nucleotides. It is a transcript of the gene Dad1, whose product is annotated as dolichyl-diphosphooligosaccharide--protein glycosyltransferase subunit DAD1. Gene Ontology annotation, cellular component: oligosaccharyltransferase complex; membrane. The record is from RefSeq and is a predicted model, not a curated record. The coding region runs from base 92 to 430 and encodes 112 amino acids. Gene Ontology annotation, biological process: protein N-linked glycosylation. The transcript has 2 exons. NCBI's taxonomy places the organism in Eukaryota, Metazoa, Arthropoda, Insecta, Coleoptera, Chrysomelidae.
GCCCGGAAACAGUGAUAAAAAGAGAACAAUACACGUCAACAAGAAUUUGGCAGGUUAAGACGUACACGUUUAAAACUUAUAUUAUUGAACAAUGUCGGGAGUUUUAGGAGUAAUUUCAAAAUUUUAUAAUGAAUACUCCAGCAAGACUCCAAAGAAGUUGAAAUUAAUAGAUGCCUACCUGUUUUAUAUUCUACUAACAGGUAUUAUUCAAUUCGUUUAUUGCCUUCUCGUCGGAACGUUUCCCUUUAAUUCAUUCCUAAGUGGAUUCAUCUCUACAGUUAGCUGUUUCGUAUUAGCCGUGUGUCUAAGACUCCAAGUUAAUCCAGAAAAUAAAAGCCAGUUCAGUGGGAUAAGUCCAGAGAGAGGAUUUGCUGAUUUUAUUUUUGCCCAUAUUGUGUUGCAUCUAGUUGUAAUGAAUUUCAUUGGAUAAACUAUUUCCAAUAAAAUUAUCUGCAUAUAAGUUUUGUUUAAAAUAAACUAAAUAUUUUUUUGUUAAAUUUUAGAACUGCUAAACAAAGUAUGGUUUGCAUAAUUGACAAAAAAGAAUUGCUUCUUCAUAUAAUUAUAUACAUAUAUAUAUAUAUAUAUAAUAUAUAUAUAUAUAUAUAUAUAUAUAUAUAUAUAUAUAUAUAUAUAUAAAUAUAUAUAUAACCUAUGAUAAAAAUGUUGAUAAUUAAAUAUAGCACACAAUAAAGGAAUUAAAAUAAAACUAUUGAUCGACUGAUCUGAUCUGAUCGAUAUUGCCUUAUUUUUAAAUAUUUUUUGAAAAAUACAAUUGUUCCAUUUUGAUGAGAAAUAAAGUUUUAUAUAAAUAUUUUUACAAUUACACAUUGUUUUUACAUACUUGAGAAACUAUUUAUCAUUGGAUGGGAGAUUUUAUCUAUAAUAAAAAUGAAUAUAAGUUAUAAACCCAAGGUUUCUUAUCUAUGUGUUAUAAUAUUUCAACAUUCACAAGGUAAACUGAGCAUGGUGUGAUAUUACGAUGUUGACUUGUUGUUUAAGAAAAAAAUUAAAAGCAGCUGAUACUGCUCAGAGUGAAGAGAACCAUUAUGAAAAAAGUAAAUAUGUACAAAUUAUAACAAGUAUUUUAUUAUCUAUUUAUAUAAGAUAUAAAAUAUUCUGAAGUGUAUCGAAAAAAAACGGGAUAUGUUCAAGGGGUGUAUUAUUAGAACAACAAACAAAUUGUAAACAGUAAAGUAAUACAUACAUACUGCUAAAUAAAAAUGGACAAAGAAUAUAGGUCCAAUUUACUUGCAGUCAGCACAAAAUAUCUCAUAGGGGAUAUAAGUAAAGUUGGUGUAUAAUUCAAUCUAUUUAUCUGUUCUGUGAAUUAAGUUAACUAUAAAACUGAAGAAAAUUUUUCUAAUGUGUAUGUAUCUUAUUAUCUAUGAUGUCAAAGGAUCUUUUUUGGCACUGGAGUGGGGACACUCAAUGUUUAUAGCUGAUCUAUUAAUCUAACUCCUUUUAGAACCUUCAGGAUGUGGGUUGGCUUUAGCUCCCAAAGAUCUUCUAUUUCGUAAACUACCUGGUGUAAUGCUCUGAAGUUAGUAAUCUCUUGUUUUGAAAGAAUGUGGAUAGAGGUUUCGUGUGUCUAUUGAGGCGACAGUGCCUCGAUUCCUGUAUUUUCCGUGCAAUUUGAUUCAAAGGUCUGCUCUAACGUUUCAUUCAUUAUGAACAGAAAAUUAUCUUUUCCUAUUUUCAUUUAAAUUUUUAAAUUUCAUAUAUUUUCAGUACGUUCCAAGAUGAUUGAUGAUGACCAAAAUUUAGUUAAGGAGUCAGCUAAAAGCAAAAAUCCACAAAUGAAGACUCAAAGAUCAAAUAGUUCUACAUCAUUUAAUAGAAGUUUUUCUUUGAGCAGUUUCUAUAGCGUGAAUUCGACGAGAUCUGCAGGUGACGGUGAUUAUUAUAGUGUCUGUAGUGUUGAAUCGUUCAAAAGUGUUUAGUACAAAUCGCUUUAAUAUAGUUGUAUUGAUUUUUCAAAAUAUUGUAUAUUUUAUACAAAUUUCACAAAAACCUAUAAUAACAUUGUUUGAAAGAGCUUGAGUGUGUAAUAUUAUGCAGUUUAGUACUAAUACUUUGAGCCUUCUACAAAUUCAUAUCCAGCUCAGAGAACCGGACAUGGUAAUUUGAGUUUAGUAGUUACUGUUUAAAAUUCUUUAUAAAUUGUAUUGUUAAAUUUGAUUAAACCUUUAAAUUUU